AAUUAAAUUAUUUCAUGCGUGCAUUUCAACAAUUAAACAGUCAAGGUUUUAAGUAUUCGAUAUCAACAACAAAUUGGAAAUAAACGAAAAUGAAAUUAAUUAGGAAAUAUUAAAGAAAUACAUAAUAAUAUAUGCAUGUCAUUAAAAAACAGGCCAUCUCAGUUUGUGACACACUUUUCUUCGAUUCUAUUUGUUUUAUUGUGUCGAACAGUGCAGUGUAACUUGAAUAAUGUUUUAGGAUAAUCGCCGCCUUCAAAAUAAAAUGAAAGUAUUAUCCAUAAUUAUAUUUGGUAUUUCUUUUGUAUUUUUUACAACCAUCGCCAUUUUGAUCGGGAAGAAACCUUUAGACGCACCUAAUGUAGGACUUUCAAUUUCUGACUUUUGUGAAAAGCACAAUUACACGUUAGACACCGAGACAGCUGUCACUGAAGAUGGAUAUAUUUUAUCGUUACACAGAAUUAAAGUGAAGAAAUAUGCCAAUCUCACAAAGAAACCGCCUGUUUUCUUCAUGCACGGACUUACCGGAAGUUCAGGUGAUUUCAUAUGUGGAGGCCCGGGAAAAGGUUUGGCCUUCCAACUGGCCGAUAAAGGAUACGAUGUGUGGUUAGGUAACCAAAGAGGCAACACUUAUUCCAGAAACCAUAUCAUGCUGGAAGCAGAUCUGGAUGCAGCGUUCUGGGAUUUCAGUUAUCACGAGAUAGCCAUGUACGAUAUUCCCACCAUGAUCGACCACGUGAUCAACAAAACAAAAUUUUCCAAACUGACUUACGUGGGAAUGUCACAGGGAUCUUUGACUUACUUCAUCAUGACGUCAGAAAAACCGGAAUACAACAAGAAAAUAAAAGUAGCCAAUCUCCUGGCUCCAGUGUUCACAUUCUACAACACGAAAAACUACUUGUUUUGGUUGUGGGACCUAGGAAAUUUUGCUAUAGAACCCUUAAUGAGAAUAUUUAAUAUAAACGAGUUGUUUAAUAGGAACCAUUUUUCUACUGAAGUAUUAAGAUAUAUUUGCAUAGGUCCUCAUAAAAUCGCAAACUGGUUCUGCAUACAUUUUAUAGGGAAAUAUUUCAUGGGACUUUCUACAAACGAUGUUGAUUAUGAUAUUUUACCUUUUACGCUCACUUUGUACCCUUCUGGGGCUUCUGUAAAGCAAUUCCUACAUUUCGUACAAGGAAGAAAAUCAGGAAACUUUAGCCAGUAUGAUCACUACGAUCAAAAUCAAGCAAGAUAUAAUAAUCCUAGUCCGCCAUUGUACGAUAUAUCAAAAUCAACAGCUCCUGUAGCACUCUAUUACAGUAGAGGGGAUGAACUGAUUAAUAUAGAGAAACUCUAUCACGCGCUGAAGAAAAUACCGAAUGUUAUAUUAAAACAUAAAGUGCCUGACAACGAAUUCAAUCAUGGCGAUUUUAUUAUCAGUACCAAAGUAAAUGACAUGGUUUAUUAUAAAUUAAUUGAUCUGAUUGAUGAGUAUCACAGAAAGAAAUAAAAAAAAAUAUUUUUUUAUUGCUCUA
Messenger RNA from Sitophilus oryzae (rice weevil), 1511 nucleotides. Its product is annotated as lipase 1-like. The transcript has 9 exons. Gene Ontology annotation, biological process: lipid metabolic process. Lineage: Eukaryota; Metazoa; Arthropoda; Insecta; Coleoptera; Curculionidae. The coding region runs from base 263 to 1486 and encodes 407 amino acids. The record is from RefSeq and is a predicted model, not a curated record. Gene Ontology annotation, molecular function: hydrolase activity, acting on ester bonds.